This is a messenger RNA of Macrosiphum euphorbiae (potato aphid), 837 nucleotides long. The record is from the annotation of a GenBank genome assembly. NCBI's taxonomy places the organism in Eukaryota, Metazoa, Arthropoda, Insecta, Hemiptera, Aphididae.
AUGGCAUUACCACUUUUGCCCGUGGAUAAGGUGAUGGAAGGCUCUCUUUCUAUAAGACAAUUUUACACAGAAAAUGUUGAAAAUAGUUUGCCAGUGGAAAGCUGUAGAAUAUUCCAAAGAUAUUUCCAGUAUUACAAAUCUACAUGGCUCCAAGGACCAAAUGCAGACAUCUUGUCCGUAAACAGUGUUAUUUGGCGGACAAACAACGUAAUGGAAGUUAGCCAUCAACACCUCCGCAUGCACAUGGGUAAUAUGCAUCAACCAGAACCAUGGGUCAGGGAACCACAACGGCAAAUCUGGAUAGACCACCAGCGAAACCUCGAUUUGGCUUCUAGGCUGUUAGCUGAAGGGCGUUACACAGUAUCUGAAUUUUUGGCAUGUACUAAACAUGUUACCCCAAAUUUUGGAGUAGUCAGACCCAUACAUAUUGCCCAACCACUUCCACUUCCUGAAAUACAACCGGUUGUUGAGAAUCGGCAACCAGUUAAUGCCAGGGAAUUUAUUUUAGAAAGAUGGCCUAUUGUUGAUGGAGAAAUAAAUAUAUUGCAUUUUAUUCAUGGGCUGGACAAUGAAGAAGAAGAAAAUAUACCACAUCCAGUAUUACCGGAUAAUACAUAUAUUAGUGUUGAAGACUUGACCAUUGAACCAAUCAUAUCUGAAAGCUGUUAUAUAUGCCUUUACUCAAUGCCCACUGUCAUAGCAAUACCAUGUAGACAUCAAGGAUUGUGUGCUCCUUGCCAUCAAACAUACAUAAGGAUGCCGCCAUACAGAACAAUACCAUACUACAGAUGCCCUUUAUGUAGAGGAGAAAUUACAACAUAUUUCAUAAUUGUUUGA